UGCUCUCAGGGCAGGAGUAGUGUACAGGUCAGUUUUACAGUACAGCGUGCUGCUCCCAGGGCAGGAGUAGUGUACAAGUCAGUUUUACAGUACAGCGUGCUGCUCUCAGGGCAGGAGUAGUGUACAAGUCAGUUUUACAGUACAGCGUGCUGCUCUCAGGGCAGGAGUAGUGUAUAGGUUUGUAAUCAUUAGGUCAGUUUUACAGUACAGUAUACUGUAUAUGUAUGUAUUAUGUAUAUGUAUUAUAUGUAUAACUUUUUUGAAUUUCGUAUCUUCAUUUUUUUCUUUUCCAAGAUAAUGGAGAAUAUUUGGCUUGAAGGGAUAAGGCGAAAGUUAAAGAAAGUAAAGGAUGCCAGAGUCAUUCAAGAGGUCAAACCUUUUUCUGGAGAGGAGACUGAUACAUGCAGGGUUACAUUAAGAAACUGGAAGAGGAAACAAAAAGCAUCUUCAGGUCCCCUGUGUCUACUCAUAAAGACUACUUUUACUUUGCAUGUGAAAGAUCUACCAAAGCAAGUGGGAAAAGCAAAGGAGAACCAACAAAGACAAGAGCUAAUUCUUGCAACGCUUACGUGUCAUUCAAAGUCAUCAAAGAUGGAAGCUUCACAGGUGCUGUGGUCAACAAAAUGCUUCAACACAAUGGACAUGAUGUGUGCAUGAAAGAAGAGGGAGUAAAAAAUCGCAUUGAUGCAGAGUUAUUAACCUUCAUUGAAAUAUGGCUUGGUCAAGGACUGUCAAUUUCAGAAACACUUUUAAAAUGUGUGGACUGGGCAGAGCGUCAUGGACAUAUGGACAAAUAUAAUCGGAGAUAUUAUGUUACACCUGAAGAUAUACGAUUAAUCAAGAAGACCAAUAUUGCUCUUAGUUUUCCUGAUGCCAAAGACUGCAUUAGUGUGGACAAGGUAGUCACAUCAGAGCUUCAGGAAAACAUUUGCUACUACCAGCCUUUGAGUGAAAAUCAACCACUAAUAAUUGUAGUGCAGACACCCUGGCAAAAAGAUAUACUGAAAGAACAGCCCCAUACCAUGGUAUUCAUGGACGCUACUUACAAGGCCAUGACAUCGUAUGGUUAUGCAUUUUAUGCACUUCUCUUGACCAACUCUAUCGGAAGAGCAGUCCCAUUCGCUUACUUUAUUAUUAGUGAGGAAUCAGCGGACAUACUUGCUCUUUGUUUGGAAAAGUUUGCAAAACACAACCCUGGAUUUCUUCCCAGGUCGAUAAUGAUUGACCGUGACCUUAAGGAACUCAAUGCCAUCAGAAGAGUUUUUCCUACAGCCAAGGUACUUCUUUGUUGGUUUCUAGAUAGUUCAGCCUAA
Molecule: messenger RNA, 1313 nt
Organism: Triplophysa rosa
Lineage: Eukaryota; Metazoa; Chordata; Actinopteri; Cypriniformes; Nemacheilidae
Exons: 4
Coding region: 402-1313 (303 amino acids)
Source: RefSeq, a predicted model, not a curated record